Messenger RNA from Prionailurus viverrinus (fishing cat), 3915 nucleotides. RefSeq names its product coiled-coil domain containing 122 (gene CCDC122). The record is from RefSeq and is a predicted model, not a curated record. The coding region runs from base 1975 to 2802 and encodes 275 amino acids. The transcript has 7 exons. Lineage: Eukaryota; Metazoa; Chordata; Mammalia; Carnivora; Felidae.
ACGUCGUGGGGAACCAAUCGCAGACGCCGUUCUGUGACUGGAUUCCGUCUCCGGGAGUGGGCUUCCCCAAAUCGGCACCCCGCUCCGGCUGGAACUCACCAACCCGGAGAGCAAGACCUGAGCCAAGGUCAGAUGCUUAUCCCACGGAGCCACCCAGGCGGCCGCUUGCUGUUGUUUUUUACAGUGUGUUGUUUGUUCCCGGAAACAACUUGGUUGAACCUUCCUUUGCGUUUUUGCUGAUUCCGCCUUACUUGCUGACGGGACCAAAACUCCAUACAGCCCCUUGUACUGACUUUUUUGUAUGCCCGUUUAAAAAUAUGAGCCCCUAGUAGAACAUUAGAAGGCAGUGACUCUUAGAAAUGUAAUAAAUUAGCAUCCCUUAUCUAACCUCGAAGAGGGUGACACUCAUUUAAAAAUAUUGAACAGCUGCUGCAUGGAAGGCAGAUGCUAUGGUAAAGGGAGAGUCAAUCCGACCUUCACGGAGUAGGAGAAAGGGUGCUUCCUGUGGAACUGGUUGUGAUGGAAGGAGAGGUCCCUUUUGUCUUCAUUGUUGCUUAGAUGAUAAUGCUGAAGAAAUUUAACCUGAAAGAGAGAGCCUUACAUAUCUGGGAGUUUAGAAGAGCAUUUGGAAGUGGGCAAGUGCCUCCAUUCUAUUUAACUAGGUGAUGGGAUCACCAGCCCAGAACAGGAACUUGCUGUUUAGUAUCCCUGGCAGGUGUUCUGUCCAAAUUUGUAUUUUCAUGAUUUUUGUUGGACAUUUGUUAAAAACCCUGAGUGGCGGAUGGUACACUUGAUCAGAAGGUGCACUCUGCUCUCUGAGUUUUAUGUUAAGUAUUACCUUAAGUAAAAUAGAAAUCUUUGAGUUACAAAGCUGGUUUAAAACGUUUAUCCCUCUUUUUAUAGACAAUGGUGGGAAUUCAUUUUCUUUUCUUGAAACAGUAGUGGCAGUAAAAAGUUUAAAAAUAUUUCAGGGGCGUGUGGGUGGCUCAGUCGGUUAAGCAGCCGACUUGGGCUCAGGUCAUGAUCUCCCCCUUGGAAGGUUGGAGAGUCGAGUUCCCCGCAUCAGGCUCUGUGCUGACAACUCAGAGCCUGGAGCCUGCUUCAGAUUCUGUGUCUCCCUCUCUCUCUCCGCCCCUCCCCUGCUCGUGCUCUGUUUCUCUCUCAAAAAUAAAUAAACAUUAAAAAAAAUUUUUUUUAAUGUUUCAAAAUAGGGAAGCUACCAGGAAAGAGACAGUUUGUCAUCUUGUUGUAUUUACAUACUAUUUCCUUUCACCAGUUGUUCCUAGACUACUAUCUAGCCUCAUCUCCUCUCUCUUCCCUCAUCCCGGUUUACCCCACUCCGGUGGUUCUUAAUCCUGGCUGCAUCUCAGAACUACAAGUAGAACCUACAAAAAAAAAAAAUAAAUAAAUCUAGGGACUCCACUCCAUAUACAUUUAAAUCAGAAUCUCUGGGAGUCAAGUCUGGGCUUGUUUUUCCCUGCUAUUUGUUUUCUUUUAAUCUGUACAGAUGAUUCAGAUGCAUAAUUAGGUUUGAAAAAACAAAUGCCUUAUUCCCAAGCCAUUUAAACUAAAGGCUGUUCCUUGGAUGAACUACAAGAUUUUUAUCCUUUACAUUUGCUAUUCCUUUUUACUUAGAACACCCUUCUCUUUUUACGCUUAUUUAUUUGCUGCUUAUUUAAGAUCUUUAAAGCCAAUCAUAACUUUCCUUGAAUCCCCAUCCCCUCACCAGGCAGAAUUAAUUGCUUCUUCCUUAGCAUUUUGUUCACACAGAAGAAGCCCUCUCAUUGAUGUACUCUGGACCCAUAACCUACUAAUAAAUUGAAAAAGUCAAUUAAACAUUGAAGCAUCCUGAAACCUUAAUCACAUUGCCUAGUCAAAGAAGAGAGUAAUGACUACUCUUAGCAGAUCCCAACACACUAGUGUAUAAUAGGCACAAAAAAAGGUGAAUCAAAAAGGGGGAAGAGACACAGAAGAAUGUCAGGCAACAAAGAAAUGAAGAGUCAAGGAGUUCCCGAAGAAGCUCUGGCUAACCGAGGCACAUCUUCAUUAACUGCUGCUGUAGAGCAAGUUGCAAAACAACAACAAUCACAAACAUCAGAGAUAGAAAAAAAUAAAAAAGUUCUAUUCCAUUUGCAGGAUGAACUCCAUGAGCUUGAAAAACAAAUAGCAUCUGUCUCUGCAGAAACUAAAGAAACAGAAAGGCAAAUUUAUCAGCAAGAUGCUGCCAUCGAGAAUACCAAACUACAGUGUGGGAACCUGGAAACUCAAAUCAAAUCCUUACAUACAGAAAAUGUAAAGCUUAAAUUUGACAUAGAAGGAGCUCAAGAAGACUUUGAGGAAAACAUGAUAAGAUAUAAUGAAUAUUAUGCAAAAAUAAAAGAGCAUAAAGAUAGUUUGUGGGAGGCUGGAAGCAAAAGGUCAUUCAUGACUACACUCCAUGAAAAACGAGAUCUUGUUAGAAAACUAAAAACAAUGAAAGAGGAACUUAUGCAAAAUCUCAAAAAUCCAGAAGGAAACCACAUAAAACAAGCACAGGAAGACAUUAUAAAGCUGAAGGCUAAAAUUAUAGCUGUAAAAGAAUCUAUCAUUGAAAAAACUUUCUUUCUUGAGGAAGAAGAAAAGACACAUGAAAAAUUAAGAAAAGAAAUAGAGGUACAACAUAAGAGAUAUAAUGCAAUUCUUAAGCGUUUGCAUUGUCAAGUGAACAAGCUUCAGUCAAAUAGAAGACAAUGGCAAUUGAACAUUCAACAACUGGAAAAAACUGCAGCUGAACUGAGAAAACGCAUUGGAAUGAAAUACUAACGUGGCUAAAGGGAAAUGUAGAACAUAGACUAUGCCAACAAAAAGAAAAUUCUUUGGAUUCUUAACAACCAGCAUCUACUACCAGAGGUCUGUCUUAAUAACAGAUGUAUUUUCUCUCUCUCUUUUUUUUUUUGAAUCAGUUACCUGUUUACCUUCCAAGCCUACAAUUGACAACAGUAGAGAGACAAUAGGAAUGCUUAUGUAAGAAUAGUGCAAGAUUCUAUAUAAACAUUGUGAGUGUAUAAGAUAAACUGUACUCAUGAUUCUUAUUUUAUAAAUGUGUUGUUUGCACUAUCAUAUGAGGUAAAAAUUUAGAAGGAAACACUUGAAGUUAUAAUGAUUUAUUUUAAAUGAUUUAUUUUAAAUGAUUUAUUUUAAAUGAUUGUUUCAAACAUUUUAUUAAAACUUGCUUUUUUACCACUGCCUUCACAGUAGUCCAUAAAUAUUGACAUUUAUAAUAAUGUUGUUGUAUGUUCAGUGCUCCAGGUACUUUACUCAGUUUUUUAUUCUGAAGGUAGCAAUCAUUUUUUUCUUUGUUAUUAGAUAACAUAAUUUUAGAGUGUUGCAAUGCAUAAAAUUUUUUGUUUACUUUUCUGUCUGUAAAUUUGUUAGUAAUAUUCUGUGAUGAAAUUGAUGUUAUAGCAUCGUGCAAGGCAAAUAUGAGCUCUUAAAAAAAGAAUAUUAACCAGUAUACACUACCAUGUAUUUUUUUCUCACUGGAAGUCAUAUACUAUGUCCAUGGCAACAUUUCAAAAUUUAACUUGAUACUAAGAUAAAAAUGCUCCUUCUUAUGGCUCCAUUGAAUCAAAUUUUUAGGAACAAAAAAAAUAUUGAGGAUAAUGGUUUUUAAAUAUUUACUUUUAGGACUUAAUGCUUUCAAAGCAACAACAUCAAAAAGGUAUCUCAAGUCCAUUUUCUCCUCACCUUUCUUUGUGCCUACGACUAACAUUAAUAAUCCUAUUAUGAAUUAGCAUGGCUCAAUAUGGCUAACAUGUCAAAUAUCUUUGCUGUUAACACAAUCAGCCUUGUGCAUGACUCAGAAAUGCAGUUAGACUAAAAAUGGUUAAACCUGCAGAUUGUAGAGCGUAUCCACUAUGCUCAGCGGAAGACAAG